Spinacia oleracea (spinach) is the source of this 1069-nucleotide messenger RNA. Lineage: Eukaryota; Viridiplantae; Streptophyta; Magnoliopsida; Caryophyllales; Amaranthaceae. The record is from RefSeq and is a predicted model, not a curated record.
UUAGAUAAGAAGAUACCCCAUUUCCUUUUAUAUAAAAAACAACCCUAAACUUAUUAACUUUUCAUUCAUCACUACAACAUCAUCAAACACAUUACAUUACUGAUUACUCUCACUUUCCCCUUUCUACUUUAGCAAUGGCUUCCUCCACUAUGGCUCUCUCUUCCCCUUCUCUCGCCGGGAAGGCUGUAAAGCUCGGCCCAACCGCCUCGGAAAUCAUUGGUGAGGGAAGGAUCACCAUGAGGAAGACUGCAGGAAAGCCCAAAACUGUUCAAUCAAGCAGCCCAUGGUACGGCCCAGACCGUGUUAAGUACUUGGGCCCAUUCUCCGGUGAGGCCCCAUCAUACCUCACCGGUGAGUUCCCUGGUGACUACGGUUGGGACACUGCUGGGCUUUCAGCUGACCCAGAAACCUUCGCUAAGAACCGUGAGCUUGAAGUUAUCCACUGCAGGUGGGCUAUGUUGGGAGCAUUGGGUUGUGUUUUCCCAGAGCUCUUGGCCCGUAAUGGUGUUAAGUUCGGUGAGGCCGUUUGGUUUAAGGCGGGUUCACAAAUCUUUAGCGAGGGUGGGCUUGACUACUUGGGUAACCCAAGUUUGGUCCAUGCUCAAAGUAUCCUUGCUAUUUGGGCCUGCCAAGUUAUCUUGAUGGGUGCUGUUGAGGGGUACCGUAUUGCUGGUGGGCCUCUUGGUGAGGUGGUUGACCCACUUUACCCUGGUGGUAGCUUUGACCCAUUGGGCUUGGCUGAUGACCCAGAAGCCUUCGCUGAGUUGAAGGUGAAGGAAAUUAAGAAUGGUAGGUUGGCUAUGUUUUCCAUGUUUGGGUUCUUUGUUCAAGCUAUUGUUACCGGAAAGGGCCCAUUGGAAAACCUCGCUGACCACCUUGCUGACCCGGUUAACAACAAUGCUUGGAACUUUGCCACCAACUUUGUCCCCGGAAAGUGAAGGGGUAGUUUCUAGGAUGUUAGGGAAGGUCGAGAAGGUGUUGUUUUCACAGUUUAGAACUUCUUGUGCUUCAAUGUAAAUUUGUGUUUGGUCCAGAUUAAUGAAUGAAUAUAAUGCUUAUUUUGCUACAA